AUGUCUAGCAAAGAUAGCUGGCCCCCUCCCCCACCGCAAGAGCAGCCUCAGCAACAGCCCUCUCAACAGCAGCAGCCUCAGCAGCAGCCCUCGGGUGGACCUCUUCCUCCAUCAUCAUCAUCCCAACAGCAGCAACAUAGACCUCAUCCAUAUACAAGUGGAUCUGGACAGACACAACCUCCUGUUUUACCCCCUCCUCCUUCCAUGAGCUCGGGCGGGUCAACUUUUUUUAAUCAAGCAGCAUCGCAUCCUAUGUCACUUCCUACAUUAUCAACAGGUUCUCACCCGUCUUAUUCUUUACCAUCUAUGCAAUCUAUGUCUGGACCACCGCCUCCCGGAGGUAAUAUGGGCCCCCAGCAGCAAAGAGAGUCCCAACAAGCCUCCCAAGGGCCCCCUCCUCCACAGCAGCCUCAAAAUUCGCAGCAGCAACAGCAGCAAGCUCAACAGCAACAGCAACAGCAACUACAACGCUCUGGAUUGCCCUCAAAUAGUCCUGCACAGACUGCACUCGUCAUGCAGACAUCUCCACCCGUAGUUACACAAAUGCCUCUUUUGAAUUCGUCCCAGGGACCUCAUCUAGGUCAACAGCAGCAACAACAACAAGGUCCCGGGGGACCUCCCACUCACGCAUUGUCAAGCAUUCAGAAUUCUAUCUCCGUGCAACAACAACAACAGCAACAGCAGCACCAAGGAGGAAUGAAUCAGGCAGUUAGUCAGGCUCAGAGUCAAGCCCAGGCGGCGGCCUCUCAAAUGCCCCCAUCCGCAACCGGACCCGGAAAUGGGCCCGGGGGCCCUAUUCUUAAUGUAGGAGGCCCCCUACCAACAGCCCUUACCCCCCCCCGUUCCUUUGCUCCCCUUCCCUAUAGCACCGUUGCGGCGCACGAUGUGGACCGCCGCAGGAUGUCUUCGUCUUCGUCUUCUUUAGCUUUGCAGGGUACUCAUGGUCAGUUGAAUGUGAAGGAUGCUUUGUCAUAUCUCGAUCAGGUCAAAUAUCAAUUUCAGGAAGAGCCGGAUGUGUAUAACAACUUUCUGGAUAUCAUGAAAGAUUUCAAGAGUCAGGCAAUCGAUACCCCUGGGGUUAUUGACCGUGUUUCUACCCUAUUUAGUGGCCAUCCGAGCCUGAUACAGGGCUUUAAUACUUUUUUACCUCCUGGGUACCGUAUCGAGUGUUCCCAAGACCCAAGGGACACUAAAAUAACUGUUACCACCCCAUCUGGGAUUCAUCACGCCUCGUCGGGGGGUGAAGUCUCAAUUGGCGGCGGAAAUGGGAUACCCUUGUCUAGUGCUUCUCUCAAUGGUAAUGGGAAUGGCCCCGGACAACCUGCUCACUCACGGUUUUACGAACAGCAAGGGAGUAGAUGGGGCAGUGGCGGUGUGGAUAGUGUCAUGUACGCUUCCUACGGUCCCGGGGUUCCUGGUCCUGGUCCUGGGCAGCAGCAGCAACAGCAGCAACAACAGCAACAACAGCAGCCGCCCCAGCAGUCGGAGCCACUUUCAGCAAAUCAACUGCACCAACAACAGUUGGCGCAACAUGCGCAGGCACAGCAGCAGGCGCAACAGCGGCAGGCGCAGCACCAAGCUAGUGUGCAACAAGGUGUAAAUCAACUACAAUCCGCAGCUGCUCAUACUAAUGGGGCCACUGUAAAGGUACCGGCUGGAUUAAUCGUUCCUCAAGGUCCCGGAACACCUUCUGGUGCUAGCGAUGCCAAAGCAGGAAAAGGUCCUGUCGAGUUUAACCAUGCCAUUAGCUAUGUGAACAAGAUUAAGAAUCGAUUUGCACAACAACCGGAAAUCUAUAAGCAAUUUCUUGAGAUCCUUCAGACAUACCAACGGGAGUCAAAGCCAAUCCAAGAUGUUUACUCGCAGGUUACAGAGCUUUUCAAGACUGCCCAAGAUCUUCUUGAGGAUUUUAAACAAUUCCUUCCUGAAUCUGCUGCUCAAGCUCGGGCAGCAGCCGCAGCGAAGGCAGCACUUGCAGAGCAAGACGCAGUAUAUCCACCUGGAGGUUUAGGGCCUCCGGGACCUACAGCGGCAGCACAAGCUAGGUUACCACCUGUCGGAAACUUUGCACCGCCACCGAGUGUUGGGAAAGAAAACAAAGGGAAGAAAAGAGGCCCACAGGUCCCAACCCAGGAACAGAAAACUGAUACAGCCGUAGCUGGCAGUAGUGUUUUGACAAGUAGAGGCGCGGCUAAGAGGCAUAAAACUGGCGUAAAUAAACCUUCAGUAACAGAGCAAUUGGCAGCCGUUUCGCCAACCCUAAUUCCAUUUCAACCUGAACCGUUAGGGCCAUCGCCACAGCCUAUGGCAUCGACUGAGGAGUUGGCAUUCUUUGACCGAGUAAAAAAGUUUAUUGGUAAUAAGCAAACUUAUAACGAGUUCCUGAAGUUGCUCAAUUUGUUCUCGCAAGACCUUAUCGGUAAAGACAUGCUUGUUGAUAAAGUUGCAAACUUCAUUGGUGGCAACAAGGAAUUGAUGGACUGGUUUAAACGAUUUGUGGGAUGGGAGAGUAGGGAAGAAAUGAUAGACAAUAUCCCACGAUCUCUUAGUAAAGUUAGACUGAGCGUUUGUCGUGGACUGGGACCAAGUUAUCGUUUGUUGCCUAAGCUAGAAGCUCAAAAACCUUGCAGUGGGCGAGAUGAGAUGUGUUGGGAAGUCCUUAAUGAUCAAUGGGCGUCGCAUCCUACCUGGGCAUCCGAGGAUUCUGGAUUCGUUGCGCACAAGAAAAAUCAAUACGAAGACAUCCUCCAUCGUAUCGAGGAAGAACGCCACGAUUAUGACUUCAACAUUGAGGCUAACCUUCGAACUAUUCAACUUCUUGAGCCGAUUGCUCAGAGAAUUGCGGGGAUGACGCCGGAGGAAAAGGCGACUUAUAAACUGCAGUCGGGCCUUGGCGGCCAGAGCAAGACGAUUUACCAACGGAUAAUCAAGAAAGUUUACGAUAAAGAGAAGGGUCUCGAAGUAAUCGAAAUGUUACACAAUAACCCAGUUGCCACUGUUCCAAUUGUGUUGAAACGCCUGAAAUCGAAGGAUGAAGAAUGGAAGGCUGCUCAGCGCGAAUGGCAGAAAGUCUGGCGAGACCAAACUGCAAGGGUAUUCUGGAAGAGUUUAGAUCACCAAGGAAUUACCAUUAAGGGUAACGAUAAGAAAGCGUUCACGAUUAAGUCCUUGGUAAACGAGAUUCAGGCCAAGCACAGAGAACAGGUGAACAAGCGGGUUAGUGCCACAACACCUAUACCCGAGUACCAGUUCCAAUAUUCUUUCUCCGACUUUGGCAUCAUCUUAGACGCCAGCAGGUUGCUGGCUGUUUCAUUGGAGCACAAUAACAUCUUCAGCCUAAACGAUCGCGAAAAAAUCGACGGUUUCAUCAAAUCCUUUAUUCCCCUUUUCUUUGGUAUGAAUUCGCGGGAUGUGGAAGACACCGUCAAUAGCAUCGCCCGGAAAACACCGGAUGAAGAUCAAGAUGAUGCACAUUCUCCAGCAGCUGGUGAAGGUACUUCAACCCGCAGCGGUCGUCGUGCUCAAAGACAAGAUCAAGACCUUCUUAGAGAUGUUCUUAAGCGGGGGAAGAAUGGCAAAGCUUCAAGGAAAGAGAAAGAAGGGAGUGUCCCCUCGCGCGGAAGUAAAGAAUCUACUCCGGAAAUUGGGCAGCAUGAUGUGGACAUCGAGAUGAGCAUUGACGGACCCGCAGAUCGCCCGAUCAAGGAGGAAGGAAAUUGGAUUGCAAGGCCGUUAAAGCAUCUCCCCGAUAUGAAGCCCGGAACACCUACUUCUCAUGCUGAUGAACCGAUGUUGCCCAUCAAAAGGAAUAUCUACUCACUUUACUGCAACACAACCAUUUACGGAUUCUUCAGAACCUUUCAGAUUCUUUGUAGCCGUUUAGCCGAUAUCAAAGCGUCGGAGGCAGACAUCCGAAAAGACAUCGAAAUUCGCAAGCAUCAUAAGGUUGCAAAUGAGCUCAAUAUUGCAAACCAGCGUAUUGAGGACCUAUUUGCAGAUACUGGUCCAAACGCAAAUUAUUACUCCCAGGUCCUGGAUAUGUGUGAGAAAUUCAUUGAGGGUGACAUCGACUCCAAUACUUUCGAGGAAGGACUCAGGUCAGUGUAUGUCCAAAGAGGAUGGCAGCUAUACACAAUCGACAAAUUGCUUCUUGCUAUUUUGAAGUUUAUUCAAACUAUUGUGCCAAAUGAUACGAAGGAGAAGAACCCAGAAAAAGAAAAGAAUGCGGACAUCAUAUUGAGAUUUCAGCGGGAUAGAGAGCGCAGGGAAUUUACCAAGGAGAAAGGGGAAUACCAGGAGUUGAUUGCUUAUAGACGUAAUAUUGAGGGGAUGCUUGGCCAAGAUGAUAAUGUUUACCGGAUUGAUUGGCAUGAGGAUACAAAAGAAGCAACGAUCCGCUUCGUCCCCCGGAACGAAGUUACGGUCAAUAAUGAUCUUGACAAAGAUGAACGCUGGAACUACUACAUCCAAACCUAUAUGAUGGUUUCUCCCACGGAGGGAAUCCCGCUUGAGAAAUGUAAAAAGGUGUUCCUCCGUCGCAACCACCCCUCAGAAGAAGAUCUCCCGGAGUCAGCUGGGUCUCCUCGAGAGGCCGCCAAUAAUGCCAUUGCAGAUGGUGCAUGCAAUGAGGAGAAUAUGGAAGUGCGGAUUUGCGUCAACACGUAUCGUCUCUUUUUCAUGCAGAACACCGAAGAUUUCAUAGUAAGGACAAGGAAAGAACGGAUGGCAAUGGGGCCGGAGCAGUUGGAAAGGGUAAAAGAGAAGAGGAAAAGGAGAUGGAGGGAGAAAAUUUUGGGAGAUGCAGGUUGGAUGAAGGAGCUAGAGAAGGAAGAGGUGGAUCGAAAGAAAGAGGAGUGGGACAGGUUUUUGAAGGAAGGGAACCACUCUGUAAAGGAUGUAGAUAUGGGUGGUAUCUAG
Messenger RNA from Morchella sextelata, 4917 nucleotides. RefSeq lists its product as uncharacterized. Gene Ontology annotation, biological process: negative regulation of transcription by RNA polymerase II. The transcript has 8 exons. Lineage: Eukaryota; Fungi; Ascomycota; Pezizomycetes; Pezizales; Morchellaceae. Bases 1 to 4917 code for a protein of 1638 amino acids. Gene Ontology annotation, molecular function: transcription corepressor activity. The record is from RefSeq and is a predicted model, not a curated record. Gene Ontology annotation, cellular component: Sin3-type complex; chromatin.